Messenger RNA from Aedes albopictus (Asian tiger mosquito), 1332 nucleotides. RefSeq names its product apolipoprotein D. Gene Ontology annotation, biological process: lipid metabolic process; response to reactive oxygen species. NCBI's taxonomy places the organism in Eukaryota, Metazoa, Arthropoda, Insecta, Diptera, Culicidae. Bases 679 to 1299 code for a protein of 206 amino acids. Gene Ontology annotation, cellular component: cytoplasm. The record is from RefSeq and is a predicted model, not a curated record. The transcript is spliced from 5 exons.
AUCAUAGUAGCUCAGAAAAAAGUAUUCUUGCGUAUAAAAUUAAAAAAUCAAUGUUUUUUUUCAAAAUUUAAAACCUUAUUCAUAAUAAAUAGUGAAAAUAAAAAAAAACUAUUUCACAGUAUUCAUCCCUAAAUAUACUUUCAUACGCCCUAACAUAUACCAAUCAAAACAAAAAUAAACAAAUAAAAUACAACGAAAGCCGAUCGGCAAAACACACGAUACCGAUCUUGCUAAAAACUAGUCGCUUACGGGUCGUCAUGUUGUUUGCACACGGUCUACACCUGCUUUGUCUACGGUGGCUUUGAGACAGUGAAAUCGAUCCUGCACUGCAAGUUCCAUGUGUAGAUCUCUAAACGUUAUACAGUAACAAUAUAACACACGUAAACUCAGUGAUAGUGGACACUUGAUUAAAAAAUAUUCGGUACAACGUAAGAACGAUCAAACCAUAUUAAAGCAGUGACCUUUUUAAGUAAGUCGAUGACGGAUAUUUGUGUUGCUGUUUCAUUUUCGAAAGCAUUGGGUAAUGGUAUACGCUGAACGAGCACCACGUGCAUUAGGCUGCGAUACACAAGCAACAUUGGAAGAACACCUUCAACUAAGCUUUCUGAACGGUACAAAAGAGCAAGUGAUUUUUUUUCUUAUUAUAUAGACGUAGUGCAGAGUGUCAAGUGAUUGGAAAUGGAAUUUCGACCAACACUUCAGUUAUGUACCGUUCUACUGAUCGUACAAUAUCUAAAGAUGGCCAAUUCAUCAGGAUUCGGAAAGUGUCCGAACUAUCCAACAAUGCCUAAAUUCAAUAUGACAAGGUUUCUAGGUAAAUGGUAUGAAGUGGAAAGAUCGUUCUAUUUGCCAGAAAUAGCUUCCGGAUGCACAACGCUUACAUUUGAUGACACAACAAUCCGUGACUCUGAUGGCCGACCGCAGUUAGAAAUUGCAAUCAAAACAGUCAACCGAUGGACUGGAAAUCCAUCAGUCAGCAUUGGAGAAGCUAUUACAGAAAAUGAAAAGUCGUCAAUCAUGUCAGUGCAGUUAAAAUCUAGGCUACCAAGUGCUGUUGCUAGAUUUUUGCCAGGUUCUGGAAAAUACCAGGUAUUGUAUACCAAUUACGAUGAUUUUGCCAUAUUGUGGUCAUGUUCGAGCUUUGUAGCGGUGCAUGCUGAUCAAAUAUGGCUACUAGGACGAGAAAGAGAUUUUUCAGCGGAGAUCAGGAAAAAAAUCUACAGCGCCCUCAAACAAUUAAGCCUGGACCCGGAAAGACUAUUUAUUUCCAAAAACACUAAUUGUCCAAAUACGUUAUAAAGUAAGCAGUAAUAAAUGGUAUAAAACAGUUUA